Molecule: messenger RNA, 2143 nt
Organism: Halichondria panicea
Lineage: Eukaryota; Metazoa; Porifera; Demospongiae; Suberitida; Halichondriidae
Exons: 1
Coding region: 305-2143 (612 amino acids)
Molecular function (GO): protein binding; GTPase activator activity
Source: RefSeq, a predicted model, not a curated record
GACUGAACUCUUACCAUCCAUUGCCUCUCACUGUCCUAAUCUGAAUGACAUUGAUCUCUCUGAGAACAAUCUUGGUGUACCUGGAGCUAGUGCAAUAGGAGAGGCCUUUGUAAGACUUGCUACCAAUAGGAAGGAGUUGGAGCUGAACUUAAGUGAGACUAAUCUCGACAGCGAAGCAGCAAAAACAUUAUCUGACAAAGUGUUAGCUUCUUUAGAGGAUGUUUCAAACCUUCUCUCUUGUGAAAUUGAGUUGAGUAUUGAUAACAAUCCACUUGGACACAGCGGUUUGUCAGCCAUCUUUAGAAUGCUCUCUAAUGAAAACUGUCCAGUAACAAGACUUGAUCUGGACCACACACAUGCAGUCAACCAGGGCCUAAUAACGGCAACCGAUUUUGAAACUCUAACAUUUCCUGGUAAAUGUAGCAAAUUGAAAAGGAUUUCAUUUCAAAACAACAAACCAAGCGGGGACACUCAUGUAGCUUGCUUGACAAUGGCUAUUAAAGCCAACAUUUUUGGUAAUCUUGAGAGGAUGCAACUAUCAAAUACCCUCCUUGACAAUGUUGAGGAGAAUGGAAGACUACUGACUGAACUCUUACCAUCCAUUGCCUCUCACUGUCCUCAUUUGGAUGAUCUUGAUCUCUCUGAGAACAAUCUUGGUGUACCUGGAGCUAGUGCAAUAGGAGAGGCCUUUGUAAGACUUGCUACCAAUAGGAAGAAGUUGGAGCUGAACUUAAGUGAGACCAAUCUCGACAGCGAAGCAGCAAAAACAUUGUCUGACAAAGUGUUAGCUUCUUUAGAGGAUGUUUCAAACCUUCUCUCUUGUGAAAUUGAGUUGAGUAUUGAUAACAAUCCACUUGGACACAGCGGUUUGUCAGCCAUCUUUAGAAUGCUCUCUAAUGAAAACUGUCCAGUAACAGAAAUUGAUCUGAACCAUACACAUGCAGUCAACCAGGGCCUAAUAACGGCAACCGAUUUUGAAACUCUAACAUUUCCUGGUAAAUGUAGCAAAUUGAAAAGGAUUUCAUUUCAAAACAACAAACCAAGCGGGGACACUCAUGUAGCUUGCUUGACAAUGGCUAUUAAAGCCAACAUUUUUGGUAAUCUUGAGAGGAUGCAACUAUCAAAUACCCUCCCUGACAAUGUUGAGGAGAAUGGAAGACUACUGACUGAACUCUUACCAUCCAUUGCCUCUCACUGUCCUAAUCUGAAUGACAUUGAUCUCUCUGAGAACAAUCUUGGUGUACCUGGAGCUAGUGCAAUAGGAGAGGCCUUUGUAAGACUUGCUACUAAUAGGAAGGAGUUAAAACUGAAUUUAAGGAAGACUAGUCUCGACAGCGAAGCAGUGAAAGCAUUUUCUGAUAAUGUUUUGGCUUCUUUAGGGAAUAUGUCAAAUCCACUCUCUUGUGAAAUCAAUUUGCGUAUUGAUAACAACCCACUUGGACACAGCGGCUUGUCAGCCAUCUUUAGAAUGCUCUCUAAUGAAAACUAUCCAGUAACAAGACUUGAUCUGGACUACACACAUGCAGUCAACCAAGGCCUAAUAACGACAGCCGAUUUUGAUGAAAUUGAAAAUCAAACAUUUCUUGGUCAAUGUAACAAAUUGAAAAGGCUAUCAUUUCGAAACAACAAACAAAGCGGGGACACUCAUGUAGCUUGCUUGACAAUGGCUAUUAAAUCCAAAAUUUUCGGUAAUCUUGAGAGGAUGCAACUAUCAAAUACCCUCCCUGACAAUGUUGAGGAGAAUGGAAGACUACUGACUGAACUCUUACCAUCCAUUGCCUCUCACUGUCCUAAUCUGAAUGACCUUGAUCUCUCUGAGAACAAUCUCAGUGUACCUGGAGCUAGUGCAAUAGGAGAGGCCUUUGUAAGACUUGCUACUAAUAGGAAGGAGUUGGAGCUGAACUUAAGUAAGACUAAUCUCGACAGUGAAGCAGCAAAAACAUUAUCUGACAAAGUGUUGGUUUCUUUAGAAGAUGUUUCAAACCUUCUCUCCUGUGAAAUCAAUUUGAGUAUUGAUAACAAUCCACUUGGACACAGUGGUUUGUCAGCAAUCUUUAGAAUGCUCUCUAAUGAAAACUGUCCAGUAACAAGACUUCAUCUGGAAUCAACUAUUCACACUUCCAUUAUACUGACCUCAGUUUGA